AUGGGCACAAUGACGGAGCAAACGUUCUUGCUACCCAGCGAUCGUAGGCGAAUAAUCAAAGACGAGAGUGAGGAUGCGGGGAUUGAAAUGUCAUGGAAAGAUCCAUGGUUGUUUUCGACUGUUUUGACGCUCUGGGUGUUGGUUCCAACUUUGGUCCUGGGCAUAAUCUUGCUUGUUGACUUGACAGACCGUCUCUAUCCUGCAACUCCGCUGGCUUUGCACCUAACCAUAGCACUGAUUGGGGCCUGUAUAGCCACCAAACCAAGCCGUCGGCCAAUCCUUGUCAUGGCCUUGUUUUCAAUCACAGACAUUGUCUUGUGUGGUUUCAUCUAUUCGGGAAUCACCAACACGCUCAAGAGAGGUUUAAUUGAUCUGGAUGGGACUGUUGUGAACAGCUGGAAAUCGCUGUAUGCGCAGCUUCUUUUGGCCCAAACUGGCAUGUCACUUGUCACCUUUUCUCGAUUUGUCUUGGGAAUGGCUACACUGAUACAAGGAGCCGCUGAACAUUCCGACAUGGAACGCAUUCAUAGAAUGCUACAAAAGGCAAGGAUAAUAAGCCUUCUGGAACGCAUCCGAUCAUGGACCAGCGCAAAUGUUCACAAGCGAAGGCCAAAUUUGACAGCCUUUCUGCAUAAGUUGUUUCUUGUCAUGCUUUUCAUUUCGGUCGUUCCAUUAUCGGUUUGCAUCUAUUCCUGCUACAGGCACUUUUUUCAGCCGCCUGCACAAGAAUUCUAUUCCUUUGCGUGUUGCGAUGAUUUGGAUACCACCGAUUGUGCACUUCCCUUUCCAUCCUUUCAUCACAUGCGAAAAGACGACACUUCACGCACUGGUUGGCGGGUGACCCUGGACAGCAACCUGCUGCCUCCCAUGAGAAGUGACAACGAACGCAUUGAUCUAUCCUUUCUGGAUGGACUAGAUGGUUUUUCACCAAUGGGAGGGCCGAUUCUAUUCUACUUGGAUGGAUUGAAGGAAGCUGUCGAGGCACAAGAGAACAGCUUGAGCCCGAAUGUGUAUCCAGCCUUGCCCUACGACUUUGAAGAUUCCACAACAGAUCGUUCGAUUACUCUAUUGUGGAAUGUAAAGGACCGAACAUUGAUUCCUCAUAUGGCAAGGAUGGAUUAUCUGGACCCUCAAGGACCGAUUGUUCUACUGAGUCCAUCUCAACCACUUUAUCGCGAAACCCACUAUGCGGUGGCCGUCAUUAAUGCCACCGAUGCAAAUGGCGACCUGCUUUCCCCGACUCUUGGAAUGCAGCGACUAUUUAUGGACAAUGUAUCCCUAUCUUGCUCGCGAGAUUCUGAUAGAUUGAAACGCUAUCAAGAGGUGCUGAUUCCUUCCUUGGCACGGGCUGCCAACUGGACAUCUCUCGUUGUAGCAGGAGGACCACAAUCCUUUGAUUCGCUGCAGCUCAUGUUUGACUUUGUCACCAUGAGCGACGAAUCUCUCGACCCAAUAAGAACCAUCCGUGACGCCACAUUGAAGCAACUCGAUGAGACGGAGCAUCAGGUGCAUAUCACCAAGAUUCAGAACCAAAACUGUUAUUGGCCAUGGACGCUAGUCGCCAGAACUAUUCAUGGUUCAUUGAGAGUUCCUUGGUGGCUAGAGAGCGAUCGAAGGGAUGCAACCCUUUCUUGGAAAUCACUGGAACAGAGACAAAGCAAUGGUUGGGGAGAUGCCAAGUUCACGAUAUUCGUCCCAUGUUCUCUGUACGCGGCUGCGGUCAAUCACACGACUCGAGAACAGAAUUCACUGAAUGCGAUACUGGACUAUGGACAUGGCCUAUUUUAUAAUCGAAAUGAAGCCAAUGAAUAUUCCUUGCUCAAGAUUGCGGAAGAUCAAGGCUAUCUCGUCACUGCAAUGGAUUGGAGAGGCAUGUCUUCGUUCGAUAUGCCAGUCUUGUUGAAGUUGUUGACGGCUGACCCAAGUUUGAUGCAGGCUACCAGGGACAACAUUAUGCAAGGAUUUGCCUGCCGCAUCGCACUGCAUCACUAUACAAAGAAUGGCCUCUUGGAGGAGUCAUUCCUUCAGUUCCAAAACAAGGGGGAGGCAUAUCGCAUUCCAACAAAUGAUACCAGAUCGCCUCCGUCUGUUUUCUAUGGCAAUUCGCAAGGUGGCAUCUUGGGUGCUGCUUACACCGCCCUGCUUGGUCCAAGUAGAUUGAUACAAAGAGCAAUUCUCGGUACCCCUGGUAUUUCCUUUCCCCUGGUUCUCUACAAUUCAAGAAGCUUUCGCAAAUACGACAAACUUAUGCUGCUGAAUUUUUUCAACAACCGCCAAGUUCGCAUCAUGCUGUCAGUUUUGGAAUUGGCAUGGGACGCAGUUUCUCCGUCCAACGUACUGGCGCCCCCAAUAGUUGAAGAAUGGCCACCAAUACUGCUACAGUCAGGACUUGGAGAUCCUGUCAUUCCUACCAUUGCUACAGAAGCCUUGGUACGAGCGUUGAAUGCAUCAACGGUACCUCAUAACCCACGAAGCGAUGUCUUUGGUGUAAAGCGAGUGCCUGCCGAAAGGUUCUUGAACGACAGCGUCGCUGUUUGGACAGAGGUACUCUUCAAAGACGAGUAUCGAUCUGCAUCCCGCAACAACAAGGUCGCAUCCCCUGACAAGGCGAAUCUGAUUCACCAGUGUCUGCGUCAGGAUUGUGCGCUUAUUGCUCAGAUGACGGAAUUCAUUAAAAGCGAUACCAUUGUUGACCCAUGCGAAGGUGAUGAUUGCUUGCGUUCGGAGAUUUCCUGUUACAUACCGGGCCUGAUUCGGUCGCUUACAAAGUUUGGUGACUGGCAAUGCGACUAUACCAUUUGA
This is a messenger RNA of Cylindrotheca closterium, 2802 nucleotides long. The record is from the annotation of a GenBank genome assembly. NCBI's taxonomy places the organism in Eukaryota, Bacillariophyta, Bacillariophyceae, Bacillariales, Bacillariaceae.